CUUUCAUUUUUGCAGGGAUUGAUCAAAUAUAAAAAUGUCGAAGGGAACUACCGGCAACAAGCGCUCUGCCCUCGCUGAGGUCGUGACCCGCGAGUACACCAUCCACAUGCACAAGCGUGUGUUUGGCGCCACCUUCAAGAACCGCACCCCGCGCGCGGUCAAGGAGAUCCGCAAGUUCGCUCAGAAGGCCAUGGGUACCUCGGACGUUCGCCUGGAUCAGCAGCUCAACAAGGCUCUGUGGGCCCGCGGCGUCAAGGCCGUCCCCCACCGCGUCCGUGUCCGCCUGUCGCGCCGCCGUAACGACGACGAGGAGGCCGCCGAGAAGCUCUACACCUACGUGACCUACGUCCCGACCGCCGACUUCAAGGGUCUGCAGACCCAGACUGUCGACGAGUAAAGAAAAAUUGCUGGAUUUUGAAAAAUCAAUAUUUUUGGUUAUUCUGUUCC
Messenger RNA from Linderina pennispora, 447 nucleotides. RefSeq lists its product as uncharacterized. The transcript has 2 exons. Gene Ontology annotation, biological process: cytoplasmic translation. Gene Ontology annotation, molecular function: structural constituent of ribosome. The record is from RefSeq and is a predicted model, not a curated record. NCBI's taxonomy places the organism in Eukaryota, Fungi, Kickxellomycota, Kickxellomycetes, Kickxellales, Kickxellaceae. Gene Ontology annotation, cellular component: cytosolic large ribosomal subunit; ribosome. The coding region runs from base 35 to 397 and encodes 120 amino acids.